Etheostoma cragini (Arkansas darter) is the source of this 3136-nucleotide messenger RNA. RefSeq names its product heme oxygenase 2b (gene hmox2b). Gene Ontology annotation, biological process: heme catabolic process; heme oxidation; response to oxidative stress. Gene Ontology annotation, molecular function: heme binding; heme oxygenase (decyclizing) activity. NCBI's taxonomy places the organism in Eukaryota, Metazoa, Chordata, Actinopteri, Perciformes, Percidae. The transcript has 6 exons. The record is from RefSeq and is a predicted model, not a curated record. Bases 160 to 1125 code for a protein of 321 amino acids.
CAGUCACUUUUAAAGCUUCGGACGUCAUCGUUCACGUGGUAGGUUUAUUCCUCAUUUAGAUACAAGCUCCGACACUAUUGUAUUCAAACAGUGCGUUGCGCAGGACUGGAAAAAAGCUUCGGAAUCACCUGCCCAUCUCUACCUAAAAUGGUAAACUAAAUGGCAGACAGGAACACAACACUAAAGUCAACAGAGAAGAUGGAGGAAACAGCCCAUGUGUCCAAUGGAGCAGGGCUGGUAUAUGAAGAAAAAGAAGACAACCUUGGACCCGAGGAUCUGUCUGAGGUGCUGGCAGCAGGGACCAAGGAGGUUCAUGAAAAGGCUGAGAACACCCAGUUUGUGAAAGAUUUCCUCAGGGGACGCAUCCGUAAAGAGCUCUUCAAGCUUGGCGCCGUGGCACUCUACUAUACAUAUACAGCCAUGGAGGAGGAGAUUGAAAGGAACAAAGACCACCCCCACUUUGCCCCUCUAUAUUUUCCGUCAGAGCUGCACCGCCACGAGGCCCUGGCCCGUGACCUCGAGUACUUUUACGGCCCCGACUGGCAGAGCCAGGUCAGCUGCUCCCAGGCCACCCAACGCUACGUAGACCGUAUUCAUCAAGUAGGGCAGGAGGACCCAGUGCUGCUGGUGGCCCACGCCUACACCCGCUACAUGGGGGACCUGUCCGGGGGCCAGGUGCUAAAGAAGGUGGCGCAGAGAGCCAUGAAGCUGCCGCCCACCGGGGAGGGCUUGGAAUUCUAUCAGUUUGAUGGCAUCCAUAGUGCCAAAGCAUUCAAGCAGCUGUACCGUAGUCGGAUGAACGAGUUGGAACUGGACAUGGAAACAAAGAAGAGGCUGGUAGAAGAGGCUGUCAAGGCCUUUCACUUCAACAUGGAGGUGUUUGAGGAGUUGGACGAGAUCGGUAAAACCAUCCGGGAGGAUACUUUAGAUGCUGGCAUGCCCGUCCAUGGGGCUGGUGGAGACAUCAGCAAGUGUCCCUACUAUGCUGCCAAGACAGCGGCGUCGGGUGGAACAGCAUACGCCUGCCAGCUUGCCAUGGCCGUACUCCGACACCCAACAGGACAGGUCCUGUUUGCUACUUGGUUUGCUGCUCUGGCUGGAUUGGCUGCAUGGUAUCUGAUGUGAUCCAGCUGUGAGGGAGAGGGAGGAGAACCAUAGGAAGGAAGGACAGUAAGGAGACCAGAAAACUCCCACAAGCUGUGCACCAUUUGAUAGUUCCAUGCAAACAUUCUGAACGGGUCCAGGUUUAUUUAAUGUUACACGUUUGCUGCUAAUAAGAUUAGCUGACAGGAAAUAAACUUAGAUGCUAUCAAUAGAAUUCUGAUAAAAUGAUCUGUGGGAACAUUCGAUCCAUCCAUCCAUUCAUCCAUCCAUCAAGCCACAUCUUGUUACCAUUCAUCCACCCGGCUUUUUAUUUCUUUACUAUCCCUCCAUCCUGUUUCCUUCCUACGCGUUUGGUCAUAUCACAAGACCUUCUUAAAGCUGUUUUCUGAUCGUCAUGGAAGCACACAGUGUUAAUUUGUUGUGAAAUUACAUAUUCUCCCAGUUUGAAAUGAAACUGCAAGAUUGAUAAAGCAUAAUGACUUUUCUAUAAACUGCCCAUGUAUAAUUGGCUAGACAGUAAUUAAUCAGUUACUAAUGAUGAAUGGAUUAGCAAAAUGAAUUAAUGAUAACAGUAGAAAAACCUACUAUGCAUAUAUUAUGCAGUAUGUAUACUGCUGACUGCUGUGCUGAUUUGGAACGAGACCUUUGUGUUUUUGCAAAGAUAAUGUACAGUGUUGUUCUUCUUUAAGUUCAUUUUCACGGUUCAUGAUUCAAACAUGGCCUCAGAUGUUACCAAAAAGUCUGUUCAGGUGUACUGUGGGACAGAGGAUAUUCAUUUUUCAAAAUUUAGCAAACCUGCACUUUGACAAGCGUUUGAUUCAUAAACUUCUUUCAGAUACUAGAAUAUACUGGAUAUUUGAUUAUCCACUGAUGCAUGUUCAGAUGUACUAUUUCUCUGUUGAAUGAUAUGAAAUGGCAUCUUGUAUUUCUAAAAACCUGCCUGUUUAAAUGCAUAGCUUAACCACCAAAUGAAGGAUCAAUUUGACCUGCUACAUGAGCCUAUAUUAGGACAAAGCUGUUCCCAGAGGGGAUUGCAGCUGUUUUAUAAGAAAAUUGCCCUUUGUAAUGUUAAAUGUAUUCAUGAAUAAUCUUCAUGAAGGCUAUAUGUGUCUGAAUGUUGUGGUUUACUAUGAACUACUUCAGGUACAUAUAGGUUUGGCCUUCAGCAGCUCAGCUCUUAUGGAUUUAGUAUGCAUCCUCACUAAAACUGUAAUCAUCAGUAAUAUUUGUUUGUACUGUAUGUUGGGAACAACUUUCCCAGUAGGGCACAACUUUAACAUAAAUAAGGAGGACUAUAUUGUGCUGUGUGUACUGUAUGCAGUGUAAUUGCACUGUUUUGAAGUUUAAUUUUAUUCUGACACAGUAAUGACAUUUUAUCAACUUAGCUUUGUCUUUCCGAGCAGUUUAUUUUUUUGUUGCUUGAAAUUAAUUAACACAUAGUACCUAAAGUAACCUACUGACGACAUUAUAACCAGUUUCACGUGCUGUGUGUAUUUGCACAACACCUUCGCACAGUAUUUUGAUCAGCAAAACCCGUUUCUGUUAAGACGUGGAAACCUAAGUGACGAUGCGUUUAGUAUUUGAGAGUCUCAGGUUCAUUCUGCAGUUACAUGGCAAUACAACGCAUUGCAUGUGGAGGAUUAAGACAGGGACUGGCCUAUUAUACUGUAGUUCAAUGUCCAUAUUUUAUAUUUAGGUUCCAAUUUCUUUUGAUGCCAGUGUGACGUGUCAAAAUACUACAGUAUUUUUGGACGUACUGAGGGAACGCCUACUUGAAUUUCAGGAGUACAAGUAACCUUAGAUUAAAGAGAGUGGGAUACUUGACUAAUUCAUGUUGAUUUUGAAUUCUGUUGCGUUUCCAUUAACUAUGCAGUUAAUUCCUUUGUGUACAUCUAUCUGGACAAAGCUUUAUAGUGUUUGGCUUGAAUACUCUUAUUGUAUGAGAGAUAAAGUGCAGGAGAAUGCUGUGCUGUGUAUAAUAGAAUGCAUUUUGUUUUCCUGCUAAGGCUGAAAUAAAGGUAAUUGAUUUGGA